CUGCAAAGGAGCGCUGAGUUAUCAGAGGAGCGCGCUCCUGCAGCGUGCGCGCGGAUGUGCCUUUAGCUGCCGGCGUGGAGGUUUGGCGUUGCGCGUGGGUUAGAUGCCUGCUUUUCCACGCGCUCCUGGUCUCUGCGAGCUUUCAUCCUACGGAUAAUCAUAGCGCGAUUGUCUCGCUUUGCUCGGACCUCUCCGCCUCCACUGAGCUGUUCUAGGGAUUAUUUGGGAAUGAUUUGGGAAUUACGAAUAAAGUUCUUUUUUCCCGGAACCUUCUGAUCGUUGGUAUAAAACUUGGCAUCCGGUCUGUUGUUUGACAUAAAGCUUUUCCAUAAACAUUUGUUUUUUGAGCCGUAAAGCGGAACGUGCGGACUCUCACCAUGUCCGCGAGUAGAAGCAUCGAGUGGGAGCAUUUCGAGGAGCGCGAGAGGACGCACCGCUCGUCGCGGGGCAGUGCGGGCUCUCAGUCGGGGUCUCGCGGCAACGGCGUCGUUCCCAGUCCGGCUCACAGCGCGCACUGUAGCUUCUACCGCACGCGCACGCUGCAGUCGCUGACCUCGGAGAGGAAGGCGAAGAAAGUUCGUUUCUACCGGAAUGGGGACAAAUAUUUCAAGGGCUUGGUGUACGCGGUCUCGCGCGACCGCUUCAGGGCUUUGGACGCGCUGCUUAGGGAACUCACGCGCUCGCUGUCAGACAACGUCAGUCUCCCGCAGGGCGUGCGCUACAUCUACACGGUGGACGGUGCGAGGAAGAUUACCAGUCUGGAUGACCUACUGGACGGAGAGAGCUACGUGUGCGCCUCCAACGAACCCUUCCGUAAGGUGGACUACAUGAAGAACGUGAACCCCAACUGGUCGGUGAAUGUAAAGGCGGGCACGUCGCGCUCGCUGUCCUCGCUGCCCACGCUUAAGAGCGAGCUUCGGGAGAGAGAAAGCAAAGACUUCAUCAAGCCCAAGCUGGUGACCGUCAUCCGCAGCGGCGUGAAACCCCGCAAGGCUGUCCGCGUCCUGCUCAACAAGAAGACGGCGCACUCGUUCGAGCAGGUGCUGACGGACAUCACUGAUGCCAUCAAGCUGGACACGGGUGCAGUCAAGAGGCUGUACACUCUGGAAGGCAAGCAGGUCACAUGUCUGCAGGAUUUCUUCGGCGAUGAUGAUGUGUUCAUCGCAUGCGGCCCAGAGAAGUACCGCUACGCUCAGGACGAUUUCGGGUUGGACCACAGUGAGUGCCGCGUGUUUAAGUCUGCUGCGUAUGUGCCUCGCUCCACCACCCCAGUCAGAGCUACUGGCUGUAAGAGUCCAGGUGUUGCACGCCGCACCAAAUCCCCCGCUUCAGUGAGGAGAUCUACUGGACACGCCUCCACCAGCAGUCAGUCUCCAGUUAAAUCCCCAGUAAAUGGAAUUCCCAGUACUAGUCAGAUAUCCACUCCCAGGUCCACCAAGUCCUCGAGCUCGUCCCCCACCAGUCCUCGCAGCACACGCAACUUCAAGUUUAGCUGCAACAAGCGGACAUGUGGCCCCUUCCAGCUCUGUGCGCAGAUCCCACAUAAUUCUUCUGCUUCAAAUGUGAACGGCUCUUCUGAGCAGCCUCAGCAACACACCUGUAUGACCAGCCCUGAAGUUGAUAGCAAUAGAAACCUGAUGUCUUCCAGUAUUUUGGAAAAAUACAAAGUGGGAAAAGUGAUCGGUGAUGGGAACUUUGCAGUGGUGAAGGAAUGUACUGAACGGUCAACUGGGAAGGAGUUUGCCUUAAAGAUCAUUGACAAGAAUAAAUGCCGUGGCAAAGAGCACCUGAUUGAGAAUGAGGUGGCAGUGCUGAGGCGGGUCAAACACCCCAACAUUAUUAUGCUGGUAGAAGAAGCAGACACCUCCUCUGAGCUCUAUCUGGUCAUGGAGUUGGUCAAGGGCGGAGACCUGUUUGAUGCCAUCACUUCCUCUAUGAAGUACACAGAGAAAGAUGCCAGUUCUAUGGUGCACAACCUGGCAGCCGCACUGAAAUACCUGCAUGGGAUGAGCAUAGUACACAGGGAUAUCAAACCUGAAAAUCUACUGGUAUGCGAGUCCCCUGAUGGAACUAAAGCUCUGAAACUGGGUGACUUCGGCUUGGCUACUGUGGUGGACGGGCCACUGCACACUGUGUGUGGAACUCCUACUUACGUCGCUCCGGAGAUCAUAGCAGAGUUGGGUUAUGGCCUGAAGGUGGAUAUCUGGGCGGCGGGUGUGAUCACCUACAUCCUGCUGUGUGGCUUCCCACCUUUCCGCAGUGAGGUGGGGGUCCAGGAAGACCUGUUUGACCAGAUCCUACAGGGAAAUCUGGAGUUCCCGUCUCCAUACUGGGACAACAUCACAGACUCCGCUAAAGAGCUGAUUGGUCAAAUGCUCCAGGUGAACGUUGACGCUCGAUACACAGCAGCAGAUGUACUGAUCCAUCCCUGGGUUACGGAGGACGCCGCUUUAGAAAAUAACAUGAAAAUGGAAGUGACAGGAAAACUGAAGAAGCACUUUACAUCUGUACAGAAACAGAGCAGAACCACCCCUGGAGUGUCAGUUAUUAUGAACACAGCUCUAGAUAAGGAAAAGCUCCAUCUGUCUCACCGCAGCCAGGAGAACAGCUCUGCCCAAGCCCCGCCCCCAGAGGAGGCAGGAAGAAUACCACGUUGUUCAGGAAGCAGGAGCAGGCACUCGUCAGCCUUGUCAGAGGACUCCCAAACCCACAGAGCUGCUCCACCCACAUCCUCCGCCCUGCCCCAACCCGCAUCACCUUCGUCCCCUUCUCCACCCCUCUUGCAUCCCUGCAGCGACACAGCCAGUAACGUACAGGGCUUUCAGCGGGAGGAGUAGCGUUGCGCCAGCCCGAGUGACAGGGAGAUGCUAAACGCCUACCAUGUUGUACCCAUGUGACUCUGGCUCCUUGCUUCGUCCGGAGCUGCUGCUUCCAGGCAAAUAAGCGUUCUUCACUCAAGUCUUGGACUGCCACCUACACCAAUAACUCUGAUUAAAGGCUUCAGCAUGAGCUGAACUGAUGAGUAUUAAGUGAGCUGGAGAAGGCAGAAACAUGCACAGUGCUGUGGCUGUCCACGACUGAGAGUGAAGAAACGUCUUGCGAACCUCAUCCUCUAAUUCCCAUUCUUUAAGUUCAAAGCCUCCGUGUUCUGGCUUCCCCGCUGUAACCGUAGUCUCCUGCACUGCGCACCCACUGCCUGCAUGUUUCCACACCCAGGGGCACAACAACCAGGAGAUUUGUAUGUCUGCUCGGUUGUGUAGAUGUCUGUGUCUGUGUGUGUGUUGAAGGACGACACUUUGUUGUGGAUUUUUAUUUGUAUUAUUUAUUCCAGCUUGAAUGGCACAAGAGUGACUGUAUUAAUUAUUGCUAUGAACAGGCUGUGUCUGUGUGUCUGUGUGUGUCUGUGUCUGUGUGUGUGUAUGUGUGUGCGCUUGUAGAGAUCUGCUGCUGGAUUUGAGAUGGAAUACUAAGAAACAUAAAAAUGUUUUUUGAAAUUAUAAGCAAACUUGUCCUGUUGAAACUUGAACAUGAGGUCUUUUUGUGUAGUUUUGAUGACAGUUAAAGUGGCUCUUCAUAUGAACCAUGAGACGUUUGCCUUUGAACAUCAUGAAGGAGUGAAUGGGAGAUUAUUAAUAGGACGGGAUUAUUAAUGGAAUUAUUGUGCCUCACACUGUACUUUGUUGUAAUUUUGCAAUAGAUUAGAUGUGAUUCCUUCAUGUAAUCCAGCAUGGCCAGGACAUAUGCAAGUGUAGGGCUUGUGUUUCUGGCUAACAUGUCCACAUGCAUAAAGAGGUGGAGUUUUUCAGAUUAGGUCCAUCUGUAAUUGUGAGUUGAAUUUAUCAGUUUCUGUUAGUAGGUUCUACAGUAAAUUGCUUUUCUGGAUAAACAAAAGAAACAUU
Molecule: messenger RNA, 3899 nt
Organism: Electrophorus electricus (electric eel)
Lineage: Eukaryota; Metazoa; Chordata; Actinopteri; Gymnotiformes; Gymnotidae
Gene: dclk2a
Product: doublecortin-like kinase 2a
Biological process (GO): intracellular signal transduction; protein phosphorylation; photoreceptor cell development
Cellular component (GO): axoneme
Molecular function (GO): protein kinase activity; ATP binding
Source: RefSeq, a predicted model, not a curated record